GUGCUGGAUCAGCUGGAUCUCCACCUGCGCUCAUCCCAAUAUUUCCGCUUCCUGUGGUUCCCGCACAGCGACCACGUCCGGAUCAUCUACCAGGACCCCACCACCAGGGCUCCCAGCUCCCCGUCCAGCUGGCUCUGGGACCGCGCCGUGGGGCAUCACCUGCUGGAAUUCCUGCUCUGGAUCAGCACGUUCUUUCCCGGGCUGGUUCGUUGGAUCAACCGGGGUUUUUUCCGGCUGCUCUUCGGGACGCGCCAGGAGAGGGUGGGAAGGAGCCACCGGAUCCUCACCUACGACUGCCGCUUCCGGCAGCACGUCCAGGACUGGGCCAUCCCCGUCGGGAGGACCCGGGCGGCGCUGCUGGAGCUGCGGGCGGCUCUGGAUUCCCAGCCCGGGCUCGGGGCUCAUUUCCCGGUGGAAGUUCGCUUUUCCAAGGGGGAUGAGGUGUGGCUGAGCCCCUGCUUCCAGAGGGACAGCUGCUUCAUCAACGUCGUCCUCUACAGGCCGUACGGGAAGGAUGUUCCCAGGCGGGAAUACUGGCGGAUCUACGAGGGGAUCAUGAGGAAGCACGGAGGGAGACCCCACUGGGCCAAGGCCCACAGCUGCACCCGGCAGGAGCUGGAGAAGAUGUUCCCGGCAUUCCCAAAGUUCUGCUCCGUGCGGGAGCGCCUGGAUCCCACCGGCAUCUUCCUCAACCCCUACCUGGAAAGGGUCUUUUGCUGAUUCAGGGGAGGGAAAA
Molecule: messenger RNA, 736 nt
Organism: Myiozetetes cayanensis
Lineage: Eukaryota; Metazoa; Chordata; Aves; Passeriformes; Tyrannidae
Product: L-gulonolactone oxidase-like
Exons: 6
Cellular component (GO): membrane
Molecular function (GO): D-arabinono-1,4-lactone oxidase activity
Source: RefSeq, a predicted model, not a curated record